Molecule: messenger RNA, 1019 nt
Organism: Dromiciops gliroides (monito del monte)
Lineage: Eukaryota; Metazoa; Chordata; Mammalia; Microbiotheria; Microbiotheriidae
Gene: GPX8
Product: glutathione peroxidase 8 (putative)
Exons: 3
Coding region: 279-908 (209 amino acids)
Biological process (GO): response to oxidative stress
Molecular function (GO): glutathione peroxidase activity
Source: RefSeq, a predicted model, not a curated record
UUUAAGGGCAAGAGGGACAAUUAAAAGAGAGAGAAUUGCUCAUUCAAGAAUUUUAAUCCUGUCACCCCUGAAGCCCGCGACCCUUUGCAGCCCCCAGCCCAUUCAGCAGCCUCCUUCCGUGCCCUUGGGACCGAGAGAAGCUCCAGCAAGCCUGGGCUCCGUCUUGAUGAAACCAGGCGCGGGCCCUCCUUGGCCUCGGCGGAGGCUGCAGCCGGUUUAGGGUUUCAGCUCCUCCUCCAGGUCCCGGCCUGCCGACUCUGCCCCGGGAACCCUCCAAAAUGGAGCCUCUCGCAGGGAAUCCAUUAAAAUGCUCCAUCCCCAAGGCCAGGGUGAUUGCCGUUCUGUUGUCGAUGGUCCUGUGCUCAGUAACCUUGUUCCUGCUGCAGCUGAGAUACCUAAAGCCUAAAAUCAAAGACUUUUAUUCUUUUGAAGUGAAGGACUCGAGAGGAAGAACCGUUUCUUUGGAAAAGUACAGGGGCAAAGCAUCACUGAUUGUAAACGUGGCCAGUAACUGCCAGCACACAGACAGAAAUUACUUAGCGCUGCAGGAACUGCACAGAGAGUUUGGAUCCUUCCACUUCAACGUCUUGGCUUUCCCGUGCAAUCAGUUUGGAGAAUCUGAGCCCCGCCCCAGUCACGAAAUAGAAGCUUUUGUCAAAUCAAACUAUGGAGUAACCUUCCCCAUUUUCCACAAGAUUAAGAUUCUAGGAUCUGAAGGAGAACCUGCAUUUAGAUUCCUUAUUGAUUCAUCAAAGAAGGAGCCAAGGUGGAAUUUUUGGAAAUAUCUUGUCAAUCCUGAGGGUAAAGUUGUGAAAUUCUGGAGACCUGAGGAAUCCUUGGAGGCCAUCAGACCAGACGUGGCAGCUUUGGUUAGACAAAUCAUCAUUAAAAAGAAAGAAGACCUUUGAAAAUGUCCUUAAGCAUGUGAAUCUAAUGCAGCAAUGAGAGUAUCAAAAUGUCUAAAUGUCUAAAAAUCAUUCCAACAGUUCUGGAAUCCAACUAAAUGUAGUCCAAAAGGA